Molecule: messenger RNA, 726 nt
Organism: Geodia barretti
Lineage: Eukaryota; Metazoa; Porifera; Demospongiae; Tetractinellida; Geodiidae
Source: the annotation of a GenBank genome assembly
AUGCUAAUGCAUCAGUUGCUGGCCACUAAUCCUUACAUGUCAACAGGACUAAAUACUGGCUUGCUUCAAGUACCUUGGCCUAGGACAAGGGUCCCUUCACAUCACAUGAGAGAGCUGGCCAGGGGGAAGUUUCUGGUCAAGAGUGAAGACAUUACCCUACUGGACAGCAUUGGAGAAGGGGAGUUUGGUGUGGUAUACAAGGCCAGACUGGGACUGUCUAAGAGAGUGGUGGCUGUCAAGACACUUAAAGGUGAGUUUGUUCAGGUAGAAGUGGACAAAUUUGUGGAGGAGAGUCUGAAGAUGAGUCGAUUCAAACAUGCUCAUGUGAUGGGUUUAAUUGGAGUAUGUCUUGAUGCUGGCUCCGCCCCUUACAUCAUCAUGCCUUAUAUGGCCAAUGGUAGCCUUUUGAAGUAUCUCAAGAGAGAGAGAAAUAAUAUCGUUGUUUUGGAUGAAACUGAUGAAGAUGAGCUGGGAGAGGUUCGUAAGCGGCUGAUGGUCAUAUGCUCUCAGAUAGCCAGUGGGAUGGAAUACCUGGCAGCUAACAAGUACGUCCAUCGGGACUUGGCUGCCAGGAACUGCAUGAUUGAUGCACAUUUCGUGAUCAAGAUCACAGACUUUGGUCUGUCGGAGGACGUGUUUGAGAGGAACUACUUCAGACAGGACAGCAGCAGUGGGGAGAGUGGUGAAGCUGCCCAUCAAGUGGAUGUCUCCAGAGAGCCUCAGUGA